Molecule: messenger RNA, 1805 nt
Organism: Crotalus tigris (Tiger rattlesnake)
Lineage: Eukaryota; Metazoa; Chordata; Lepidosauria; Squamata; Viperidae
Gene: MCFD2
Product: multiple coagulation factor deficiency 2, ER cargo receptor complex subunit
Exons: 4
Coding region: 340-783 (147 amino acids)
Molecular function (GO): calcium ion binding
Source: RefSeq, a predicted model, not a curated record
GGUGAUAUGAGUGGUGGGGAUGGUGGCCGAGGCGGUUCAGUUCUAUGAGUGUUGCUGCUCUUCUCUGCCACCGGACAGUGUCAUCUUAACGGCAGAAUUGCUGGGAAGAGGUGCGGGGCGCACGUGUUUUCGUAGCCGGGAUCUCGCGGUGGCCAGAAGACGGCGACUUGCUUUGUGCCGGCGGGAGUCUGCUCCUACUUUCCCGUCCGGUCCUAAUCUCACCUCUGCUUUUUAGUCAAGCAGCUGGGGCCGUUAGUAAUCCUCUGGUAGUGGGAGGAGAUCCUUCGAAGUGCUAAUCCUGCAGUCAUACUUGCCUGGGAGUAAUUUCGGAACAGGAAUAUGGCUGUUAUGGUACAUCCAAGGAUUUAUAGCAUAGAUUUUCUCUGCUGUAUUAUCCUUGCUACCUCCAUUAUCUCUUUAGCAGAGGAUCACGUGGAUGGAAGCCAUCAGCCCAGCAUGCAUCUUGAUAAGAACAUGGUACAAGACAAAGACCACAUAAUGGAACAUUUAGAUGGUGUUGUUGACAAACCAGAAGCUGAGAUGUCACCACAAGAACUGCAACUUCAUUAUUUUAAAAUGCAUGAUUACGAUGGUAACAGCUUGCUUGAUGGUCUUGAGCUUGCCACUGCAAUAUCACAUGUACACAGACAGGGUGAUGGUGAACGUGUUCAGACAAUAAAAGAAGAGGAACUGAUUACUUUGAUAGAUGGUGUUUUGCACGAUGAUGAUAAGAAUAAUGAUGGGUAUAUCGACUACGCUGAAUUUGCAAAGUCAAUGGAAUAAAAACAAUCUUCAGUUUUCAUGUGCCCAGUUCAAUGUGAUUCUUAUUAUAAAGUAGUAGGUGUGUUCUGCCUUUGAGCUGCAAAGUUAAUAGUAGGCUGGUACAUGUCGCCAUCAGAAUGGCUACACCUGUAUUGUUACAUGUUGGAAAGUAAAAAUAAGUUUGUAAUGGAAACUGUUGUCUGCUGUGUUGUCGAUAACAAAUCACGUUGAGCAAUAUAAUGCCUUGGGAGCAGAUUAUUUGGCAGUCAUCAGCCAUUUGCCUUAAAAGGCAAAACCUAUACUUUAAUCAGUAUUUAUGUUUGUGUUUUUUCACUCUCCGUACAAAAUUAAGUAGAUAUGAAACCAGAAAAAGUUACCAUUCUUUGAGUAUCUGUAGAAGAUAAUAAAAAAUGAAGUACUAAGUGAAAUAUUCAUUAAAAUCAUUGUGAACAUAAAUGUCUGUCUCAGUGGUCUUCCCUUGUAUCAGUAUUUCUCUGCAUUUUAAUCUGCCCACUUGGGUAUAUUUGUUAACAGUAUUUCUAAAAAUGUAGAUUAAAUGCCAAUGUUCACCUGUAUCCUUUAUCAAAACCUGUUCCAGUACUAGCUAACUAAAUUUUUGUAACCAUGGAAAAAUAGCUGCCUGGUUAAAGGUUUCUGCCAGUGUACCUUAACACAAAUACUUAGUGUUAAGUAUGAAUGAUUAUUUUGUCUUAAAAUUAACUCUUUGAAGAGAAUGCUUAAAUAUUUGAAUGGUCUACUUAUUUAAAAAAAUUCUGGAGCUUUCAGCAACCUUUGGUUCUAUAUCAUUCAGUAAUAUCCUAUAAUUUAAAAUAAUAUAACUCUGCCUUAUUUUAUAAAUUUAAUUGGUUAAAUACUAUGUGCAUUCCAAACUGUUGUAUUUCACAAGCUGAAAACACAUAGGGGGCAUUCUUUAAAUUGUACAAAGAUCUAUUUUCUGUAAAGAAAUAUUCUUAUAUUCUGUAAUAAUUGCAUUUUGUUAAUUAUGUAAUAAAAUCUGUUAUAUGACUGCAACAUCUAAAUUA